AGAAAAAUUUGUUUUAGUUAUUUUAGUAACAUGGCCUUUGAUCCCUAGAAGAUCAACAUACCAUGUAUCUCCACGUUUCAGCAGACAAUUCAUUGGAAUUUGAUACCAUAUUGAAACCAUUUGGUAUAUAUGCACAUGAAACCAUAUACUUUGCUCCCCUUAUUUUUGUUACUACAUUACUAUAUUAUUGCAUUUUGCAACAUUGUCCUUUUCUCUCUCUCUUUCUCUCUCUAAUAUUUUGCAAAGUUGUCAUUUUGUUAACAAGAAGUGGAAGAAAAGGAAGAAGAGAUAAUUUCAUGGAUCUCAAAGAAACUGAGCUGUGUUUGGGGUUGCCUGGUGGUGGAGAAAGAGAUAAAAUCAAAGGGAAAAGAGGGUUUUCUGAAACUGUUGAUCUGAAACUCAACUUUCAAACCAAUGAUUCUUCUUCUGCUAUGGAUCUCAAGGAGAAGAUCAAGACUCCUACUACCAAAGAAAUUGCUAAUUGUAACAAGGAUUCAGUCAAGCCACCUGCCAAGGCACAAGUGGUGGGUUGGCCACCAGUUAGAUCUUUCAGAAAGAAUGUAAUGGCUCAGAAAAACAACACUGAAGAAACUGAAAAGAGUAGUGCAACUGCUGUUGCAUUUGUGAAGGUUUGCAUGGAUGGUGCACCUUACCUACGUAAGGUAGAUUUGAAGAUGUACAAAAGUUACCAACAACUUUCUGAUGCUUUGGCCAAGAUGUUUAGCUCUUUUACUAUGGGAAAUUAUGGGGCCCAAGGAAUGAUAGAUUUUAUGAAUGAAAGCAAGCUGAUGGAUCUUCUCAAUAGUUCUGAAUAUGUACCCACCUAUGAAGAUAAAGAUGGAGACUGGAUGCUCGUGGGGGAUGUACCUUGGGAGUAAGUCUAUAAUUAUGAAAUUUU
Molecule: messenger RNA, 898 nt
Organism: Nicotiana tabacum (common tobacco)
Lineage: Eukaryota; Viridiplantae; Streptophyta; Magnoliopsida; Solanales; Solanaceae
Source: RefSeq, a predicted model, not a curated record